AUGAUAGGGAAGAGAUGGAAUUUACCGGGGAGACGGAUAGCUCUUACGCCGCGAGCGUUUCCUAGAGCUCCAGACAAAAGAGCCGAAGCUCGUGCUAAUAUAAGACGUCCGAACUCGCUAGAAUUCAACGUUUCUAAUACUUCGGCGUGCGAAACGGCUAUAGUUAACCUUCGACGAGUUUUGCCGGGACCAUUCUUUAUCUUCACUAAUGUGGUAUCAAAGAGCAAGGAUAUCACUAUCCACACAGUCUUCGGUAUCUACAACGCCCUCUUUAACUAUAUAGAGAAGUCGAAGGCAUAG
Penicillium cataractarum is the source of this 300-nucleotide messenger RNA. RefSeq lists its product as uncharacterized. The record is from RefSeq and is a predicted model, not a curated record. Lineage: Eukaryota; Fungi; Ascomycota; Eurotiomycetes; Eurotiales; Aspergillaceae. The transcript is spliced from 3 exons. Bases 1 to 300 code for a protein of 99 amino acids.